Drosophila simulans is the source of this 3865-nucleotide messenger RNA. It is a transcript of the gene fkh, whose product is annotated as protein fork head. The transcript has a single exon. Gene Ontology annotation, molecular function: DNA-binding transcription factor activity, RNA polymerase II-specific; transcription factor binding; protein domain specific binding. The record is from RefSeq and is a predicted model, not a curated record. Gene Ontology annotation, biological process: anatomical structure morphogenesis; cell differentiation; regulation of transcription by RNA polymerase II. Lineage: Eukaryota; Metazoa; Arthropoda; Insecta; Diptera; Drosophilidae.
ACAAGUGACAAGUGCCGAAGUGCUUUCGAUAAAAUGCCAGAUAUAUGCAAACCGAUUGAAGCAGUGAUAGUGCACUGAAACCGCAGUUGAUAUACGAUAUAUCACAGUAAAGCCACGUUUUAAAGACCUCCUUUUUGAUUUUCGUUUUGACUAACGCGUUGCAGAACGCGUUGCCUUUUCCAUCGAUCCACCAGAGGGCAGCGCCUCCGAAAGCCGGCAACAUAACGGCGCAACUAUUGAACAGCUUUCUGAAGGGUAGCCCCCACCAGACCACCAUUGACAUCAUGCAGAAGCUCUACGCGGAGCCGCCUCCGAGCAGUGCUCCGGUGAGCAUGGCCAGCUCGGGUGGCGGUGGUCCUCCGUCGGGCGGCGGUGGAGGCGGCGGCGGAGGAGGAGGCGGUGGGCCCCCACCGCCCAGCAACAACAACCCGAAUCCGACGAGCAACGGCGGCAGCAUGAGUCCCCUGGCCCGAUCCGCCUACACAAUGAACAGCAUGGGCCUGCCGGUGGGCGGCAUGUCAUCGGUUUCCCCUCAGGCGGCGGCCACAUUCAGCUCCAGCGUCCUGGACUCGGCGGCGGCGGUGGCCAGCAUGAGCGCCAGCAUGAGUGCCAGUAUGAGCGCCAGCAUGAAUGCCAGCAUGAACGGCAGCAUGGGUGCGGCGGCCAUGAACUCGAUGGGCGGCAACUGCAUGACCCCCAGCUCGAUGAGCUACGCCAGCAUGGGAUCACCGCUCGGGAACAUGGGUGGCUGCAUGGCCAUGUCGGCAGCCAGUAUGUCGGCGGCAGGAUUGAGCGGUACCUAUGGUGCCAUGCCGCCGGGAUCGCGGGAAAUGGAGACGGGAUCGCCGAAUUCCCUAGGCAGAUCGCGGGUGGACAAACCAACUACGUACAGAAGGAGCUACACGCAUGCCAAGCCGCCAUACAGCUACAUCUCACUAAUCACCAUGGCCAUCCAGAAUAACCCCACCAGAAUGCUGACGCUCUCGGAGAUCUAUCAGUUCAUCAUGGAUCUGUUUCCGUUCUACAGGCAAAAUCAGCAGCGCUGGCAGAACUCCAUUCGGCAUUCGCUGAGCUUUAACGAUUGCUUCGUAAAGAUUCCCAGGACGCCGGAUAAGCCAGGAAAGGGAUCGUUUUGGACUCUGCAUCCGGAUUCGGGGAAUAUGUUCGAGAACGGGUGCUAUUUGCGGCGACAGAAGCGUUUCAAGGACGAGAAGAAGGAGGCCAUUAGGCAGCUACACAAGAGUCCGUCGCACAGCAGCCUGGAGGCCACCAGUCCGGGCAAGAAGGAUCACGAGGACUCGCACCACAUGCACCACCACCACCACAGCCGGCUGGACCACCAUCAGCACCACAAGGAGGCGGGCGGAGCAUCGAUCGCCGGCGUGAAUGUCCUGAGUGCGGCGCACAGCAAGGACGCGGAGGCCCUGGCCAUGUUGCAUGCCAAUGCCGAACUGUGCCUCAGCCAGCAGCCGCAGCACGUGCCCACCCAUCACCACCACCAGCAUCACCAGCUGCAGCAGGAGGAGCUGUCGGCGAUGAUGGCCAAUCGGUGCCAUCCGUCGCUGAUCAGUGACUACCACUCGUCGAUGCAUCCGCUGAAGCAGGAGCCCUCUGGCUACACGCCCUCCAGCCACCCGUUCUCCAUCAACCGCCUGCUGCCCACGGAGUCCAAGGCGGACAUCAAGAUGUACGACAUGAGCCAGUACGCCGGCUACAACGCCCUCAGUCCGCUGACCAACUCACACGCUGCCUUAGGCCAGGACUCCUACUACCAGAGUCUUGGCUACCAUGCGCCCGCCGGAACCACGAGCUUGUGACAUCACCAAUACCCGCUGGCUUAAGGACGCGCGGAGCAGAUGCUGCGCUCGCAGCAGCAACAGCACUUGCAGCAGCAGCACCAGCAACACCAGCAGCAACAGCAGCAGCACCAGCUGCAUCAGCAACAGCAGCAGAUGCAGCAGUCGGCGCAGCAACUGACAUCCGCUUCCAAUACACCAGCAACAUCAGCAAAGGCCAGCGGCAAGGCGGGAUCGGCUUCGGCCUCGGGAUCUGGGUCAGGAUCGGGUUCAGGAUCGGGCUCUAACUACUCACAGAAGCUGCAACAGCAGCACCAGCAGCAGCAACAACAGCAGGCAGCGGCGCAGCAGCAACACCACCAGCAGCAGCAACAACUGCUGCACGAACUACAGGAGGACUCGUCGAACAUUACCAGCGAUCUGAGCGAGGAGCAACUGCAGCAGCAUCAGGCCGCCCAGCAGCAGUUGUACAACAACUAUCAGCAGUAUGCCGCGGCGGCAGGCUAUAGAAAUUGGAAUCACGGCCUGGCUUUCAAUGGAGCCGCCGCCCUGCAGAAUCUUCUGUAGCUAUAGCUAUAGAUCCCGAUCUCCACAGGCAGCGGCUUUGUUGCGGGCCUGCCAAUUAGCGAGUGCAGUGGCGGUGGCUUUUAGCACCUGGCCGCAUCCGCAUCCGCACUCGCAUCCUCAUCCUUUCAGCACGUGAGUCUUGGGCCGCAACUCGCAGUUGUACAUAUAGAGAUAGCUAUGAAGAGCGCUGCCUUUUGAGUUGUUCAGUUCCAGUACUAUAUAGAUUAUAUAGAUUCUGUUCCGGGGGGUUAUUAAAUCGAGACGGAGGAGGAGGAGGAGGAGCGAAAGAAACCGUGAUGUAGUUGUAAGUGCAGCAGAACUUUUGUUAACAUUUUUACGUUUUGCUAAUACAAAUACAAAAUAAUAAUUCCGUGCCAUUUGUUUUCGUUGUUUCGAAACAAGCAAUAACAAUCAAAGCGGUUAUAACUGAAAAUUUGAAAUCACAUUUUAAAUGUAUCCGAGUAAGGAGAAGAUUGAGGAGAGGAGAUGUAGAGAAGGGAUCGUGUGUAAUGUUCUUUCAGAAAACAAAGCCCCAAAUGAAACAGUCCCAAAAAGAGAGAUACAAAUACUAAACCCUUUAUCCAAAGGCAAUCGCAAUCGCAAUCGCAAUCGAAUUCGAAUCGCAAAAGAUCAAAACCAAAAAGAAAUCUAAAACCGAAAUCAUCAUAUUGAGCAGUCCAGCAAAACCCUAAGAAUCUUCAACUAUCUAAGCAACAAAAUCUGGCCAUGCAUAAGAAAACGACACGUUUUAACUGAAUAAUUUAACAAAUUCCCAUUUAUAUAUACGCGCAUCGAUAUACGACCAUGUAUCGCAAAAUCCCGCAUUUCAUUUACAUUAUGUGUCUUCUGUUGUUGUACGAAUUCGUUAGAUUAAGGCAUUUUGUAAAUAAUCUAUAAAUAGAUACAUUUAAGCAACCCCCUCCCCGAAAUACCCAAUUUAACUAAGGACCCAUUGCAAGCAACCAACUUUUAACUAACUCGAGAAUUAAUCAAAUUGUAUGAAAUUAUGCCACACCACUUGAAAGUAAACAUAAUAUAAAUAUAAAUACUGUAUAGCAUUUAACGUUUAAUUAGCAUAAAUAAUGAAAGCAAAAAACAAAAAGGAAAAAAAAUCACAUAAAAAGCGAAACUGCAAUUAUUAUUCAAUAAUUUUUAAUAUUAGUUAUAUUGUGCGUAAUGAAAAAUAAAAAACCAAUUGCAAACACAAAACAAAGACCCAUUUUUACAUUGAGCUAAGCUAAUUAAUUAAACUUGAUAAAAAAUAGUCUAAAUAUAAACACAACCACACACACAUACUGACACUGACAGACACAGAAACAAAUGAAAAUUAUUGUAAAAUACACAAUAUAAAAUUCAAUAAAUGUCAAUGCAAGAAUUAAAAUCCAACUCUAAAGCUAGUAAAAUUAAUAUUAUUAUAAAUCAUGCAAAACAAACACAACGUCAACGACAACCAAAAUCGACUAUUUUAAUGUUUGAAAUACAAGAAAAAGGAAAAAAAAGUA